Molecule: messenger RNA, 6729 nt
Organism: Tetrahymena thermophila SB210
Lineage: Eukaryota; Ciliophora; Oligohymenophorea; Hymenostomatida; Tetrahymenidae
Product: PRP38 family protein
Exons: 11
Molecular function (GO): protein binding
Source: RefSeq, a predicted model, not a curated record
AUGAAGACAUCUCUAUCACUAGUUUUACCAAAGCUCUAAAAUAUUUUGUCCCCUGUUAAUGGUAUCAAUCUAAGCAAGUAAAACUCUGAGUCUCCUAAGAUUUUCCAAAAGGUUAUAAAAAAAGAAGCUAGCUAUCAAUAAUCUCUACUACUGAGUCAACAGGUAUCAUAUAAUUCAGAUGAAGAGGAAAUCGAAGUAUCCCUUGAGAAUACUUGGUAGAUUUUAUUGAAAGACCCUUAAAGUAGAACAGAUAAAUAACAUGAUUGCGUAAACGAAUAUGUAAAAGAGCUGGAAAUGUUCAAACAUUAUAUUGGGAUUGUAAAAAAAGAAAUAAUAAAAAAAAUAUCUGGAAAGCUAAUUGGUUAUGAAUUCUAGAAAAACUAAGUAGUUCUAUCAAAUGAAGUCUUAGAUAACAGCUAUUUAUUCAUUAUUUUGGAAGGUAAAGUUAGCAUAUACGAUUGUAAUUAAGCUAGUAAUGGGGAGCAAUCAAAAGCUAAUUUUAUCAAACAAUACUAAAAAGGAUAUUGUAUUAAUUUAAAUCAUAUUAUCUUUUAGAGACCUUUUACUGAUAUUGCUAUUUCUGAUUCACAUACAUUAAUUGCAAAAUUGGAUAAAAAGAUUUUUAGAAAAUACCUUCUAGAGAUAGAAGAACAGGCAGUAGAAGAUGAAAUCUCUUUUCUUUAAAAUAUAGAUCUAUUUUCAUAAUUAAGCUUAGAUGAAUUUUAAGAUUUAUUGUUAAACAUGGAUAUCUAAACACUUUCACUAAAUGAAACCCUAUAUAAUACUUUCUCUAAACCUGAUGAGUUUUACAUAAUAAAAUCUGGAAAAAUUGGAAUAUUUAAAGGAAGAUAAGUUGGUUAGAUAUAAAAAGAACUAAAUUUCAUAGAUAAUGAAUAGAUCAAAAUUAUUAAUAUUGGAAUUUAAGAAGAAAAUAUACAAACAAAAAACUAGAUUAACUUUUAAAAUACUUUUUAAAGCGGCAAACCUAAUUUUUAAUCUUUGUUGAAAUCUAAUUAUUAUACAAAGAUUAAAGAGUUAAAUACUUUUGAUUUCUUAGGUUAUGAAGAAAUAUUAUCAAACACAUAUAGAGAUCAUAUCGCAAAGAGUUUACAAAAUAAUACUAUUUUAUAUGUUUUUCGUAGAAGCUACUUUAUAAAAAAACUCAUGAAAUUUAAAUGUUUUGAAAAGAUAAUUUUUAAAAAGAGAUAUUCAAAUAAGCUAGAAAGUAAAAAACAAUAAAAAUUAAAUAUCCAAUUCGAAUAAGACUUGCAAUUAGGACUUAAAUUUAUAGAAAACCAUUCAAAACCUAAAAGUUAUUUGCUCUAAGAUCUAUCUUUAAAUAAUUCUGCUCUAAUUGAUACAACAAAUACUUAUGAAAGAAACUAAAAAAAUUUUAAUUCUUUGAAUAAUUCUUAGAAAUAAAAAUAAUCAUUUUCUCUUUAUUGUAGUUAGAAUUAAGAGGAAUGUAUCAGUCCCAAAAAAAUAUGUAUACCAAUUUAAAAUAAUCAAAAUAGACAAGUAAAUGUAAGCAAUAAAAAGAUUCUAAUACAGUAAAAUUAUUAUUUAAAAAACUAUUCGAAUUCAGAAACUAAAGGUAAUCUACAAAAUAUUGGUUUCAUGAUGAGACAACAAGAUAAAAUUAAUGCCUAUCUUUAUAAAUAGAAUUUAAAAGAAUAAUCAGCUUGUUUAGAUAUGCUUACUCCUAGAUCAGACUAUUCUCAAAAUAGUGCAAGAAAAUUAUUAAUCCAUAAUUAAGUAAAUCAGAAUGAUCACGAAAAAUAAUAAAAUACUUAAAAUUAAAAAAACUUUGCAAUAAUUGAAGAAAGUUAAGCAAGAUAAAGAAAAUAAUAAAAUAAGAAUAAUUUGCAUAAAGAUUAACACAAUCAAUUGGAUUCUCCUUUAAUAUAUUAUUCACCUUUAAAUUAAAUUCAGAAGACUUUUUUAAAAACUGAAUAAGAAUAUUUUAAUAGUAAUUUAUAAUAAAAAACAAAAUCUGAACAAUCUUUUCUAUAAUAAGAAUAGUAAAGAAAUUGUAACAGUGUUCUUUCAUCAACAAAAAAAAUUAAUACUCAUACAAAUUCAAGAAAUAUAUUUUCUGAUCCUUCUCCGUGUUUAUCACAAAUUUCUUUAAAAGAUGAAAUUACUCUUUAAUAAAAGAAAAAAGGAUCUCCUGAACAUUUAUAAACGUUUGGCUCCUAAAUGAUAGGAAUAAAUAUAGAUUUUAUAUAAUAAGGCUUGGGCAGUGACAAAAACAGUAUGCUACUUAGCCAAUUAGCAAGAAUCAAAUAAAUUUUGGAGAUCAAUUAUGGAUCUUAAGUUUCUGAAUUGUAUGCUGCUUCCUAAUUUCAAUAAAAAAUAAUAGAUGGAGCUAUUUUAUUAAAUUAUAAAAUGUUUUAACCUCCUUCUCUCAAUCUAAAUAAAUUUUAAUCAGGAAAAAUAUCUCCUCUUGAAAGUUAGCUCUACAGUAAAAACAAACUUCUAUUUGACUUCUGGUAUAAAUAGGGAUAAAACGAUGUUUCUUAACUUUCUUCAAUUGCUUACAAAGAUUAUUUGUAAUCCAGCUUAACCUCAAUGAUUUUAAGGGCAAGCUCUUAAUCAAGAAAAACGGACUUCAGUAAUCGCUCUUAUAGCUAAUAUAUUCUAAAAAGCAAGUUACUAAAAAUAAUUCCCCCAAUUAAUGAUACAGAAUACUUAACAUCUAUGGUUGAUGAAUGUUCUGGAGAUGUUACUUUCAAAGGCUGCUAAAAUCAGUUUUCGGAAACUUAUUAACAAAAUAGCUUUUGGCAUACUUCUCCAACAGAAUAUGAGUUAGAAAAACAAUUUUCGAAUCUUUGCUCAAUAACUUUUGGAAAUUAAGAAAAUGUAAACAAUACUCACUCUAUUUUAUGUUAAGAAAUACCUCUAUAAAUUUUAUUCAGCAAUUUCACAAGUAUCAAUCAAACUUCUGGACUUAAUAUUAUUGUGGUAGAUCCAUCAUCAUAAAGAUAAAUAUACAAUAACAACAAACGAAUUCUAACUCCAAACGAUAACUUUACUUCUAUCUUAUAAACUGAGUAAAUUUCUCCACAGGGUAUUUAAAGCGCAGAGAGUUAAUAUAAAUAAAUUUUAUAAGAUUUCAAAUUAUCCGAAAACUAAUCUAAAGAUUACUAUGAUAUUAGAUCAAGAGGAAUUUAAAAAACUAUAGACACUUUAAAUGGCCCUAAAGAUUUUUUGCUUCAGAUGAUUGUAAUUAAUUUUAAAGAAUAAAAAUCUAAAUAAACUUCCUAUUACAAUUUAUAUAAUGUUAUUUCGUGGAUUGAUUUAAAUCAGUUAAUAGAGGAUUCAAAUAAGUUAAAGGACGAUGUGAAUAGAUUUAUUUUAGUUUCUUAUCUUGUUUGUGCUUUUGUCAUUUUUUUUAUUUUAAUAAUAUCUUUUCUUCAUGCGAUUAACAUUUAGAUACUGACAGAAAAACCAAUUGAGGAACUCACUUAAAUUCUCUAAAAUAUAAGAACAGAUAUUUUCAAUGAAACAAAAGAAACUCACAACAAGGAGUUUAAUUAUGAAUUAUAACAAGAUUUAGAUUAAAUUAGUGAGAGUUUUUCGUCUUGUUAAGAACUUAAAUGCUUAUUUGAAACAUUUCGCUAGACAUUUUAAACGAUUUAAUAUGCAAAUGAAGCCUAUUUUAAAGGAGAUUAAGCAUCUUCUUUACUUCAUUGGGCACAAGCUGUAGUUUUUUUCGAAAAUAUAAAAAAUUACAGAGCUCAUGGAAUUAGUUUAAACAACCUUGGAAAUAUUCAUCUUUUAGAAUUAAGAUAUGAUGAAGCAAUUGAUUGUUAUGAAAAAUCAAUUGAAAUUAUUAAUAAUGAAAUUAAAGAAAGCUAUAAAUAAGAAUUUCAUAAAUUUGAAAAAAAACAAUAAAAAUAAUAUGAACAAGAAUAAGAUUAAGAAUUUAAUAGCUUCAAGGAUUUUAAUUUUAUAAAAUUGAGCAGAAUUAUUUAAUAUUUACAUGCUAAUAUUAAAAAAUAUAAAGGUGCUUUAGAACUAGUUAAUAAGGAGUAAUAUAAAGAGUUUUUUGACAAUAAGCUUUAGUUCUAUGAAAAAUAGAUUUUUGAAAUAAUUUAAAUUCUUGAUAUUGAUUUGAAACGAGAUUGCUUGUGCUAUGUAAUAUUAUGCACUUGCUACUUUAUUGAUAAAAAUUAAGAAAAGACUGAUUAAUUUUUGGAAAACAUUUAAAAUAUUCUAAUAUAAAUGGAGAAUACUAAGUAAUACUAAUCAGAAUAUAAUAGUUGUUCCCCAUUAAAAUACUAAGGAAUGAUGACUUUUACAGCAGAUUAAAAUAAUCAAAGUUAGCUUCAAACACCUUUGUCAUAAAUAGAUUUUAAAUUUAACAAAAAUCAAAGACUCACUUUGUUUACUUAGGUAUCUUUAAACGGUGUAGAAGAGUAGCAUUCGAGUUUAAUUCCACCAAUAAAGCAAUCUAGUUCUUCAAUUACAUUAAAUGUUAACACUUUUAAUAAUCAAAAAUAACAUAUUUAUAACAUCUUGAAUGAGAAAAAAAAUUAAAUGAAUACUAAGAAUAAAUAAAAAGAAGAAAAUCAUUUAAUUUCAAAUUCUUUUAAAACAGUUUUUAGCUAUAACAAAAUGUAAGCACAAUAAAAAGUUUUACCAUAAAUUUUAUCAAAGAGAUUUAAAAAGCCUUCAUUAAAUAAAAAUCUUUCAUAUAACUCUGAGAUAGUUGAAAAAAUAUAAAAAGUAGAAGAAUAAAAUUAAGAUCAAGAGGAAGAGGAAUUUUCAAAUGGAAAUUGUGUAAGCUAAAUUCCAUCCUCUGAAUAAACCACAAUAAAAAAUUCUUUUAUUUUGAAUAAGAUAAACCCAAAAUAAAAUUCCUUAGUCUCAUAAAAGCCAUUACAUUUACUUGAAGAAUUGACUAAAAAUCUACCAACAGUUCCAUCAUCAAAUAUUAUUGAUAAUAAUUUUUAAGAGUGUUCAUUUUAAAAAAAUAAUUCUAAAUAAUUUCUUAGAAAAAAUAGUUUAUGUAAUAUUUCAAAUUGUUAAUAAAUAAAUAAUUAGAAUAACACCAACUUAAGCUAUUUAGAACCUUAAAAUUUACAAGAAACACUUGAUCAAACUCAUUUUAGUUUUUAUGAAAGAUAAAAUAAAUUCAUAAAUAUUUAAGAUUAAAUGUAUUCUAUAAAUACUGAACUUGAUUAAAAUAAUCAUUCUUUACAUCAGGCAAGGACUCCUGAACUUCCUUUUAUCAAAUAAGGAACAGAAGAAACUCUUAAGACAAUAUUUGAAUUACCUAAUCCUUAAUAAAUAACUUAAAUACCUGAUUUAACUCUUUAAACUACUGACAGAGGAUCACAAGAAGACAAUAGAAUAAAAUUAUUUACUCCAUUAAAAAUAGAAAAGAAAAUGUCUUCACCGAGAAAUAGCUGGAAAGAAGAUUCUCCCUAAAUAGAAAACAGACUAAAGAGAAUUGCAAGCUAAAAUAUUAUAAACAGAGGUAAAAAUCUCUCUAUUUUCAAUAAGCCAGCUCAAUAAAAAUAAGAAUCUCCAUACUAAAAUAUUCCUUUAGAAAUUUUUUAGUAGAAAUUUUUGCUUUUAAAAGCCUUGUUAAAUAACUCUAAGAUAUAAAAAACUUAUGAAUAAGUAGAGUUGAUAACUCAGAUAUUUGAAAAUUAUCAAAGAUAUUAUCUCUAAGAUAGAUUAGAAGCUCUUAAGUUUUUAAGCAAAACAUUUAACACUAAAGAUCAAGAUUUGUACCUAAAAGAUUUAUAUCAAAAGUUUUAGGAAGCUAAAUGGAAUUUAAAGAUUGUUAUCCAUGAAUAAUUUGGUGAUUAGAGUUAUUACAAAGUUGAGAGCUGCAUUAAAACAGUAGUAGGGCUCAUUUAAAAAAUAUCACCAAACAAGACAAACAAGUAUUCGAUUUACAUUAACAAUGAUAUUUAAGAAGAAUUAAUGUCUGAUUCUUUUGGAGAUAUUAACUUAAAUUUUUUAAAUGAUUUUGAAUUGCUUCUAAGAAAACACUUUUAAACAAACACAGCUACUUAAAAUAGCAAAAACUUUUACAAAGAAAGUUUUUAGAAUGAUGAAACACCAACCUAAACAUUUAUUUCUUAGGAAGAUUUAUAUAAAAAGUAUUCUUCUUAAAAUGCAAAUAACUAAAAGAAAGACCUACUUAAAUAACAUUAAUUUGUUAUUUAGGCUAUAGAAAUUUUGAGAAAAUACACUGAUGCAAGCUUGAAAAAGGAGACUAAACUAGUGACAGUAAAUAAUGUAUUUAUUAAACAAUUUCAUUCGUUAACAGAUUAACUAAAUAACCCUAAAUUUGUUAAUCUUUUUCUAGUAUUUUGGAAGUUGAUUUUUAAGUUCUAUGGCUAAAAUCUAUGCAAAAUUGAUGAUUAAAAAAAUGACAUAGAAUAAAUAGAAAAUAUAAUUUUAUCAAUUCAUGAUGCUGAAGAUGAAAAGAGUAUAUACGAUGCAAUAUUUAUACUAAUUAGAAUGAAACAUUUUCUGAUAAAACUUAAAAUAAAAGUUAUAAUAAGGAUUAUUAUUAAGUAAUCAUAUUAAAUAGAUCUUUGCACUUAAAACCAAAUAGCAAAACAAGCAAAAAAGUAUGUUCAAUUAAUGCAAUUAAACCAUUUAAUUUAGGUUAUUAGUUCAUCUAAUCACCUUAAUAAUUUCAUUUAGUAAAUAAGAGAACCUAUCAGAUAUCUAGGAAACCAGUUAAUCAUAGAAAAAAUUUGA